AGGUUGGUCAGACAUUAGUCUUGUGAUCCAACAGCUGAGAGAGGUGCGAAUGUGCGACAAGUAGAAUUUUAAUUUUAUGUAACUGCAAUAUUAAUUGAAAUAUACGAUUUUUAAGGGACGACAGCAAAAAUGGUGGACCGUGCGCAUAUUAAAGAAAUAAUACCGGCUCUGCCCGAUGAAAAAAUCGAUAUGCUGGCAGCUACAAGCAUUCUUCAACAACAAGCUGCUGAUAUUAGAAAUCAAAGAAUCAAUUGGCAAUCAUAUUUACAGUCUCAAAUGAUAUCAAAGGAAGAUUAUGAUUUCAUAGUUUCUUUUGAUACAAGCGAUGGUAAUGCUCGAGAAGCGAAGCUCAAAGAAAAUGCACAUCAGGCGGCUAAAACUUUCCUUAAUUUACUUGGUCACGUUUCAAAAGAUCAAACUAUACAAUACAUUCUUACAAUGAUCGAUGAUAUGCUUCAGGAAGACCGUAGCCGCGUAGAGAUCUUCAGGGAACAUUCAAGUCGCAAACGCGAAUCAGUAUGGGGUCCUUUUUUAAAUCUGUUGAACAGACAAGAUGGAUUCAUAAUGAAUAUGACUUCUCGAAUCAUUGCCAAACUUGCUUGUUGGAGUCAUGAUUUAAUGGAAAAAACUGAUCUUCAAUUCUACUUAACAUGGCUUAAAGAUCAGUUGAAGCUCAGUUUUGAGGCCCUUCAGGAUACAAACUUGCAUGCAGGGAUAGAACAAAACAUCAUUACGGACAAGGAGGCGAAUGAACUACGUGAACUACAAAAUCCGAACAACGACUACAUUCAGUCCGUCGCGCGUUGUUUACAAAUGAUGCUUCGCAUAGACGAAUACCGUUUUGCAUUUGUAUCAGUCGAUGGAAUUUCCACUUUGCUGGCUGUUUUGACAGGCAGGGUAAACUUUCAAGUGCAAUACCAACUAAUAUUUUGUAUAUGGGUACUUACAUUCAAUCCAUUACUUGCAGAGAAAAUGAACAAAUUUAACGUUAUACCCAUCUUAGCAGAUAUACUAAGCGAUUCUGUUAAGGAAAAAGUAACACGUAUUAUUUUAGCAGUAUUUAGGAAUCUUAUUGAAAAAGUGGAGGAUGGACAAGUUGCAAAAGAGCACUGCAUUGCUAUGGUACAAUGUAAAGUAUUGAAGCAACUUUCUAUCCUUGGACAGCGUAAAUUCGACGACGAAGAUAUCACUGACGAUAUUGAAUUUCUGAACGACAAAUUGCAAGCGUCCGUUCAAGAUUUAAGUUCCUUUGACGAGUAUUCGACCGAGGUAAAAUCGGGACGCCUCGAAUGGUCUCCUGUUCACAAAUCCGGUAAAUUUUGGCGAGAGAAUGCUAAUCGACUCAACGAGAAGAAUUACGAACUGCUGCGUAUUUUGGUACAUUUGUUGGAAACCAGUAAGGAUCCUCUGGUUCUCAGCGUAGCCAGUUUUGAUAUUGGAGAAUACGUAAGACAUUAUCCACGUGGUAAACAUAUAAUUGAACAACUUGGUGGUAAACAACGGGUAAUGCAACUUUUGGGACACGAAGAUCCUAAUGUGAGAUAUGAAGCACUUCUUGCAGUUCAGAAACUGAUGGUGCAUAAUUGGGAAUACUUAGGAAAACAAUUGGAAAAAGAACAAACUGGAACGUCAGGUUCUUCAGGAAACAAACCUGGCACGCAAGUUCCAGCAAAAGCUUAAACGAACGCGUAAGUUUUUUAAUCGUAAAUUUUGCUUGAAACAUGUACAUUUUGUCUUCUUCUCAUAUUUCCUUCAGAUAGCUUAUUUUCAUUGUAUUAAAAAUCGAUAUAAAAACAUGUUUUUGGCAUUAAAAUUACAUUCCUUCGAAUUCCAAUAUAGUUAUAUGUGAAUAUAUAAAUAAUUCAUUGAGUUUGGAAUUCCGUGAAAUUAUAACAAAAUGUAUAUAACUGAUGUUAGUGUUGUACUAACUGUUGUAUAGUAACAGUUAGUUAAAUAAACAGUGUAUUUGUAGAAUAAUGUUGUUGGGUUUGUAAGUAAAAAGUUUAAUGGAAUGUUG
Molecule: messenger RNA, 2017 nt
Organism: Osmia lignaria (orchard mason bee)
Lineage: Eukaryota; Metazoa; Arthropoda; Insecta; Hymenoptera; Megachilidae
Gene: VhaSFD
Product: V-type proton ATPase subunit VhaSFD
Biological process (GO): proton transmembrane transport
Cellular component (GO): lysosomal membrane; vacuolar proton-transporting V-type ATPase, V1 domain
Molecular function (GO): protein binding; proton-transporting ATPase activity, rotational mechanism
Source: RefSeq, a predicted model, not a curated record